Molecule: messenger RNA, 1532 nt
Organism: Equus quagga
Lineage: Eukaryota; Metazoa; Chordata; Mammalia; Perissodactyla; Equidae
Product: zinc finger protein 556-like
Exons: 4
Coding region: 99-467 (122 amino acids)
Biological process (GO): regulation of DNA-templated transcription
Source: RefSeq, a predicted model, not a curated record
CCCUGCACGGUCGCAGGUGUUGCGUCCAGGUCGCUCUCAUCUUCUUGGGCCGCAGGGCUGCAGGUAGGACGCCCGGAGAGUCCGGAUCGGACCGGGAGAUGGACUUGCUGGUCUUUGAGGAUGUGGCUGUGGACUUCACCCCGGAGGAGUGGGCUUUGCUGGAUGGUGCUCAGAGGAAGCUCUACAGAGACGUGAUGCUGGAGACCUUCAGAAACUUGGUCUCAGUAGAUAAUGAGAUUCAACUUAAAACCAAUGGGUCCAUUUCUCAGCGGGAUAUUUUUGAAGAAAAAUUAUCCAAUGAACAGAAAAUAGCAAGGUUCACAAAAAAUGAUUCCUGGACCUCCGUUUUAACAGAAAGUUGGGAAGACCAGUGCAUUGAAGACAAGCACAACAAGCAGGGGAGACAUUUGAGCUAUCUUUUUGGCCAGAGGAUCAUUAUUCCAUUUUGCUGGCUUGCAAAUUUGUAAAUAAUGGAAGUUGGCAGAAAUUUGUAAGUAUGCAAGUCUUGAAAGAGUGUAGUUUUGCACGAACUGUUAUUUUGAUCUGUUGCUGUGUGUUCUUUGUCUUGCUUCUGGCUGGCAACUGGAUGAUAGGUUUGAAUUAAGAGAGACAGUGAAAUCUAGAGGUGGAGAUGGUUCUGUUGUUAUAUCAAUGUAGGUAAGGCUAGCAACUACAUUUCCCAGGAUACCUUCUCUAUAGGGUUCCAUGAUAGAAUUCUGUAAUAACUCAAGUUGCGUGAGAUUUGGAAGAAGAAGUUAUUCAGUUCAUCAAGCCACCACUCCACAGGGAGAGAGACACCUGCAUGGGGACUUUGUGGACAUCAGCCUCCAGCCUAUUUUCCUGAGUGCUGGCCCUGCUGAUUCAAAGUAUCCUCAAAACAAACACCAACGGCUUGACUUCCCUUUUAUGAGAGGUAUGGGCUUCCACAGACAUCCCUACCAGCUUUCCCAUCUGAAUGCACCUCCAUGGGCAGACAUCCACUUUGCAUUUUCCUGCAAUUCCUAUGCCGUCCACCAGACCACUGAUUAGGAUGUCACGGCUGUUGAUCUCACCUGAUGCUCUGACUCCCCUUUUCUCUGGAUCUUACCAUAUUUAUACAGUCUAAUUUGUAUACUGGACACCUCAUUCUCUUAAUACUUCUAGUGCUUCUGUGUUUCUGAUUCCACCACAACAGAUGUAAUGGUGCAGCCAUAAGAACACAUGAGACUGUGUGUCCCUGCUGCAUUGUGACAGGCUUCCCUGGGCCAGUCCUUCUCUGAGAUAAAUAAGCACAUUACUGAUAUACUGAGCAGACUGUGUGGGUUUUCUGUUACUCAGAGCUGAAUACAAUUCCUCAGUAUGUGUUCAGUUAUUAAGUUUGAUUAUGUGUGAUUAAACAUAAUGUGUAUUUUUUUGGUUGGACAAAAGCUGUGUUUCUGAGAAAUAGCCUAUUAACUGUUUUCAAAAAAGUAUACUAUAUAUAUAAAAUGUUUCUGAGAAAUAUAUUGACUGUGUUUUCAAAUGAGUUGUAUACUAACAAAUGUCAAUUUCUA